Molecule: messenger RNA, 1358 nt
Organism: Triticum aestivum (bread wheat)
Lineage: Eukaryota; Viridiplantae; Streptophyta; Magnoliopsida; Poales; Poaceae
Exons: 6
Coding region: 651-1187 (178 amino acids)
Source: RefSeq, a predicted model, not a curated record
ACCAAUAAUGCAACAUGUUUGCCGAGUGUAAACUGGAGGUUACUCAAUACGAUGAUGUGUUUUGAGUGUAGAACAUGUUAAGACAUUACUCGCAUGUGAAACUUAUAUUCAACAUUUAGUUCCCAACUCCAAAAUCUGGCAUUUUAAGACAUUACUUGUUGCUCCAUCUAUUUAGAGGAUAAUAUUCAACAUAAAUAAAUAAUGAUAUAUUCAAUUUUGAAUGACAUGUAUAUUAAAAUAGUCAAUAAAUUCAAGCAAAAUAAAUAUUUAGAUACUUAGAUAUACAUUUGUUGCUCCCUUAAAAAAACUAAUCUCAAAAUUUAAAAUUUGCUCUUGGAAUUUCAAAUAAACAUAAAGAUUUUAUUGCUUUUUUAUUGUUUGCCGAGUGUCUUCAAAAAACACUCGACAAGCAUAAACUUUGCCGAGUGUUUUUGUUUGCGGAGUGUAACACUCGCCAAAGUGUGUGUUGCCGAUUGUUAUUUUUUUUGCCAAGUGUUAUCGCCUAUACACUUGGCAAAUGACGUGUUUUUAUGUGCCCGAUGAAACACACCCUGCAAACAGCCCGACACUCCACAUACAAUGUAUUUUCCUUUGUGAAGAAAAUAAAUUAAAUAGGAAUAUUAAGUGAGCUGCCGAUCUUAUUAUGUGGUAUGUGGCUUGACCCUCUUAUUAGCUUCUGCAUGUGCUUCCAGGCCGAGAUCACACGAAAAAAGUACUAUGGAGCCACGUCCAGCAUUGAAGAGUACUUCCAUUUUGUGUAUGGGGAUGAUGCCACUGAGAUCAACUUAUCUCUGAGAGGGUUUUUACCCAAGGACAAUUGGACGAAAAGGCCACGAGGUCCUCGCAAGAAAAGGAAAUUCCCGUCGAACCCACAGUGCGUAGGACAGUUGCAUGUUGGGAGUAAGGGCACGAAAUCUCGAGGUAGAAAAAACAAUGAGCGAUGGACACCUGACGAGGUGACCAUACUGCUUAAAGGUAUCCGUAGAUAUGGUGAGGGGAAAUGGACAAAAGUGAAGAAAUGGUACUUCAGAAAAUCGGUUCGAACGGCAGUACAUCUGAAGGAUAAGUGGAGAAACCUACGCAAAGCUUGUGGAGGUCAGGUGUACCUCUCAAAAGUGGAAGACACAAAAUACUAUGUUCCAGCCGUUGGACGAAGAUUUGGUGUGACAGAUCAGAAAGCUAGCUAGGUCAUAGCCGGAUAACUGUUCAGCCUUUAGGCCGGUCCCAUGGUCAUCUGUUAAUAGUCGUACAUAAAUUUGUCAUGUCACUGAGAUAAUCUUUAGAUGAAAAAAUAUUUAACAUAGUGGAUCGUACUUUUACUGACACCAUCUUAGUCUAUUUGGAACAUGAGUGAGAAA